Messenger RNA from Lachancea mirantina, 1920 nucleotides. The record is from the annotation of a GenBank genome assembly. Lineage: Eukaryota; Fungi; Ascomycota; Saccharomycetes; Saccharomycetales; Saccharomycetaceae.
AUGCAUCAAAAGAAAUCAAUAGCUAGUGAAAAUUUGACAUACUUCAUCUCAUCGCAAGCCUUUCAAGCACACUUUAAAAGCGUUUUUACCAGGUUUAAAGAGUUACCCAGGAUCGCGGCAAUGUCAACAGAAGCAUCUGUGGAUAGCGCGUAUCUUGACGAGUCUGUAUCUUUCGAAUCGUUGGGUUUGGAUUCUAGGUUACUGCAAUCUUUGAAACACAGCGGCUUGGUGCAUCCGACACUUAUUCAGUCAAGUUCGAUUACAUUAGCUCUGCAACAAAAACGUGAUAUCAUUGCGAAAGCUGCUACGGGCUCUGGUAAGACUUUAGCUUAUUUGAUACCGGUUGUACAAACGAUUUUAGAGCAGAAAAAAAUCGAAAAUAGCAGCAGUAGCGAUGAGGAUACUGAAAAUUCUAAAACCUUGGCAAUAAUUUUGGUUCCCACACGCGAAUUGGCGCAACAGGUCACGCAGGCAUUGGAGAAAUUGAUUUUGUACUGUUCGAAAGACGUCCAUACUUUGAAUCUGUCAUCGGGAUUGUCUGAUCAAGUUCUGACGUCUUUUCUCCUUGAUAAGCCAGAAGUGUUGAUUUCAACGCCAGCAAAGCUUGUACAGGCUUUGGAUACAAAGAAAAAUGCGUUCUCGAUUGGGUCCCUGAAAUUUUUGGUAAUUGACGAAGUGGAUCUUGUCCUGACGUUUGGAUACCACAGCGAUUUAACAGAAAUCUCCAGGUACUUGCCUUUGAAGAAAAAUCUACAAACCUUUCUAAUGAGUGCUACUUUGAAUGAUGAUAUUCAGGACCUGAAGGAGAAAUUUUGCCGCUCUCCUGCGAUUUUAAAAAUCAAUGAGGACGAGGUCAGUAAAGAUCAAACCAAAUUGGCACAAUAUUACGUUAGAGUAAGCGAAUUCGACAAGUUUUUACUUUGUUAUGUCAUUUUCAAAUUGGGUUUGAUUAAGGGCAAAACCUUGGUAUUCGUUAACGAUAUCGAUCGUGGGUUCCGUCUAAAACUUGUCUUGGAACAAUUCGGAAUAAGAUCAUGCAUUUUAAACAGCGAGUUACCAACGAACUCGCGCCAGCAUAUUGUGGAGGAGUUCAAUAAAAAUGUCUACCAUCUUUUGAUUGCAACGGAUGAAGCCGGUUACGAUGAGGAUUCGGUCGACCCAGAGAAAACCGAGACAGACGAGGGCGAUAGCAAUUCGGGCGUUGAGACUGCGAAUGGUGAGGCAUCUAAUGGCAAGAAAACUAAGAAGAACUCCAAAAAGGACAAAGAAUACGGCGUUUCGCGAGGUAUCGAUUUCAAAAACGUGGCUUGUGUCUUGAAUUUCGAUCUACCCACGACAGCAAGAUCCUACGUCCAUCGUAUUGGAAGAACGGCGCGUGCUGGUAAGUCAGGCACAGCAAUUUCGUUUGUCGUUCCUUUGAAAGAAUUUGGGAAGCAUAAGCCAUCGAUGUGUAAAACGGCUAAGAAGGAUGAAAAGAUUUUGAGCCGAAUCAUCAAACAGCAAAGCAAAUUGGGGCUCGAAGUCAAGCCCUACUCUUUUGACUUAAAACAAGUGGAAGGGUUCAGAUAUAGAAUGGAGGAUGGAUUUCGUGCCGUGACGCAAGUCGCAGUACGAGAGGCACGUAUCAAAGAGCUGAAAAAUGAGCUGUUGACUAGUGGGAAAUUGAAAAGACAUUUUGAGGAAAAUCCUCAAGAUUUACAGAGUCUAAGACACGAUAAAGAAUUGCAUUCUGCCAGGAUACAACAGCAUUUGAAAAGAGUACCUGACUACUUGUUGCCAGAGGCUGCAAGAGAAAAGCAAAAGAAGAUUGGUUUCGUUCCAUUCCAUAAUCCAAAGAAGAUGAGCAAAGGUAACAACAGGGUACGCAAAAAGAAUACUAAAAGAGGUGCUAAAUCAGACCCUCUCAAAAAUUUCAAAUAG